This is a messenger RNA of Cyprinodon variegatus (sheepshead minnow), 1585 nucleotides long. It is a transcript of the gene rbm42, whose product is annotated as RNA binding motif protein 42. The transcript is spliced from 12 exons. NCBI's taxonomy places the organism in Eukaryota, Metazoa, Chordata, Actinopteri, Cyprinodontiformes, Cyprinodontidae. Bases 100 to 1320 code for a protein of 406 amino acids. Gene Ontology annotation, molecular function: mRNA binding. The record is from RefSeq and is a predicted model, not a curated record.
UUAAAGCGGAUGUUAGUGACCCGGAAGAGGAAAGAAGGAGUCAGCGGCCGAAUAAGAAGCUGUGCUAUCUCAACGCUCGCUUAAAGCUCCUCAAUAAACAUGGCGGUCAAGUCCGGGGAGGAACGGCUGAAGGAGAUGGAGGCUGAGAUGGCUCUUUUUGAGCAGGAGGUCCUCGGUGGAUCAGGGAGUCCUCCUCUGAUGGAGUCCAUACCUGUGGCCUUGGCGGUCCCUGCUGUGCCGAUGGUGCGACCCAUCAUAGGAACCAACACCUACAGACAGGUCCAGCAGACAUUAGAGGCCAGAGCCGCUAGUUUUGUUGGUCCUCCGCCGCCUGCAUUCGUGGGACCAGUUCCACCAGUCCGCCCCCCUCCACCUCCCAUCAUGAGACCAGCCUUCGUUCCGCAUAUACUACAGAGACCAGGUGGUCAGAGAAUGCCAGUGAUGAGAGGUCCUCCAGUAGCUCCUCCCAUCCCUCGACCUCCUCCACCUCCUCCCAUGAUGGUUCCUCCGUCUAUGCAGGGCCCCAUACCUCAGGGGCCAGCACCGCCCAUUCAGCACAUGCCAGCAGCUGCCCGGGUGGGGGACAUGGUCGGUGUCCCGAUGGGGCCCCCUCCUCCUCAGAGACCAGCAAAUCCUUCCUUGGCCAAACCCACGCCGUCUAUCAUCCAGGCAGCGCCCACCGUUUACACGGCUCCUCCAGCUACGGCGGUCCAGAGGAAACCGGACGCCCAGGCCCAGAGACAGGCCAGAAUGGAAGAACUCGCAGCACGAGUGGCCAAGCAGCAGGCGGCCGUGAUGGCAGCAGGACUGCUGGACAAGAAGGAGAGGGAGGAGAGCGGCUCUGUGAUCGGCCCCAGCAAGCCCGACCCUGAGCCCCCCCACACCGAGGUGACGCCUGUGGAGAGUGUUACAGAGGACAGAAAGAGAGGAAAAAACGAGAAGGUGAAGAAGUGUAUCCGCAUCGCUGCAGGGUCGACCUGGGAGGACCCCAGUCUGUUGGAGUGGGAGCCAGAUGAUUUCCGUAUAUUCUGUGGCGAUCUUGGGAAUGAGGUCAACGAUGACAUCCUGGCUCGAGCCUUCAGCAGAUACCCAUCAUUCCUCAAAGCAAAGGUGGUGAGGGAUAAACGGACUGGAAAAACAAAAGGCUACGGCUUUGUCAGCUUCAAAGAUCCAAAUGACUACGUUAGAGCCAUGAGAGAAAUGAACGGGAAAUACGUCGGGAGUCGACCGAUCAAACUGAGGAAAAGUAUGUGGAAAGACAGGAAUAUUGAAGUGGUCCGCAAGAAACAGAAAGAGAAGAAGAAGCUUGGCCUCAGAUAAUGUUUAAGCUCCUGGAGGCGCGUUUAUGUUGGAAUGACUGACCUUAUGAGUGCUAAUGCCAUCUCAGCUCCGGGGGAGAACUGUGGUGUAAAUAAAGGUUUGGAUAAAUCAAAGCUCUGCGUCGGUUCUCAUAAGGAUAGCAGCUCCUGCUAGUGACUGUUUAUAGAUAUGUUCCCUCAUCCUGUGUGGAAAUCCGCUCAUCUGCACCCUUUAUGUCAGAUUAACUGGUUGUUUUAAACUCUCAAAUAAAACGGUAUUGUCGUCA